Girardinichthys multiradiatus is the source of this 1141-nucleotide messenger RNA. Its product is annotated as zymogen granule membrane protein 16-like. The record is from RefSeq and is a predicted model, not a curated record. Bases 195 to 686 code for a protein of 163 amino acids. Lineage: Eukaryota; Metazoa; Chordata; Actinopteri; Cyprinodontiformes; Goodeidae. The transcript has 5 exons.
GGCACAGUGAGAUGAGAAAGCCGAGGAAAGCAGAAGUGGAUCCUAAAAGCUUGUUAGUGUGUUAGAAGUAAUAAUAAAAAAAACGUUGUAAGUUUUUCAUUAUUUCAGUAAUGGUGCUGAUUAUCAUAAUUAGUUAAGGACUGGAUGUUUGUGAGGUUGACUUUGCUCUUCUUGCCAAAUUCUGAUCAGACACAAUGCAUCACAUUGCUGUCUUUGCCCUCCUGACAGCCUGUGCCUUGGCUGAUGACUCUCAUUAUUCGUUUUCUCGGUCUGUGGGAUCCGGAUAUGGCACUUCGUACAGCGUCAUCGGGGAGGGAAGAAUAAAAGCCGUUAGAGUGUGGGAGAUCUACAGCAACUACAUCUAUGGCUUUCAGCUCCACUACAGUGAUUCUGGCUGGGCUCCAGUUGUUGGAUAUGUUUCUGGCGAACCCCAAGAGCUGGAGCUGUUUGAGGGUGAAAGAAUCAUCCAGGUCUCCGGAAAGUACACUCACUACAUUCAGUCGCUGAUCUUUGUCACCAGCAACGGGCGCUCGCUGCACGUCGGCGAGGCCUCGGGACAUUCCUUCAACAUGUAUCCUACCCACCCAGACGCCGAGCUCCGCUUCCUCAGCGGCAGUGUCAGUGGGCCUCCCACUUCGAUCCAGGCCCACUGGGCUAUCUUUUACACUGAGAUCACUGAUAAUUAAUGAGCAAUGAUGAAGACGAAAAAGAAACCAUGAAUAAAACAAUGAUUUUAUACAUUUUCCUUCAUUUUAAAACUGAUCGUGAUUUAUGAAUCACUUAUUUUAAAUCAUCCGUUGAUUGAAGUUUGGAUUUAAAUCUGGUCAAAUAACAUGACUAUGCUCAUCUUUUCACAAAAACUGUGAAUUUAUCAUUCGUUGAUUUUUGUCUACAUUGCAAACCAGUUGUGAUAAGAGAUAAUUGAGUUUCAAACUAGAAGGACGUGAAAUGUUUUACUUUAUUACUAUUUUCUUGAAAGGAUGAUAUAUGUGAGGAUUAAGGAAAUAAAUGCUUCUAUAACAGCUUCACACAUGUUAUGGUUUAGUAAAGUGAGCAUAUUUUUUGUACUUUCUAUUUGAAUGUUGCAAGUUAUAAAUCAUGGUUUUGUUCUUUCAUGAAAACAAAAUAAAAUUGUCAGGAU